UGCUUUGUGGCAUUGCGGAACGUUGUUGCUUGUCUCUGUACAUGUCCACAUCUGAUGCAGUGCGAUAUCUAUAAGAUACAUACAUAUGUAUGUAUAUAAGUGUUGCUGCCCCUUGCGCAGAUGAAAACAAAUUGCGGCUUUUGUGCUCAAAUUUAUGCUGAACUUGUUGAAAUCGAAAUCGACAAAAUAUUUAUGUACGAAAAUGCGAGGAAGCAGAGGAAGAGGAAAAAGGAACAAUAAUCCAGCCUGGUGGAAUAUGAAAGUAAAACCCAACCGGACGACCUUCCUGAGAACGCACGAAAUUGUAAAUUUUUGGCAGGAGGCGCCGCCUAUAAAAGGCAGAAUCCCCAAUCGAUCCCAGCACAGAGUUCUCUAGAGCGAGUACUAGUCCACCACACUAGCAGCGCCUUAAAAAGAUUUCAAAAAUCAUUCAAUAAUCUUGAACAGCCACGCUUGAGAAGAUGUACUUCCUUAAUCUUUGCCUGAUUUGUACCACCAUCGGUUUGGCCGUCGGUUUACCAACCUUGGAGUACGGAGCCCCACCAACUUCGGAUACGAUCAGUCAGUAUCAUCACCAGGAUGAGCAUGGCCAGUACGCCUAUGGUUACAUGGCACCACUGUAUUCCAAGCACGAGACCCGCACCGUGGAUGGUGUGAUCCGGGGUACCUUCUCCCACGUUGAUGCCAAUGGCGAAACCCAGACCGUCGACUAUGUGGCCGAUGCCGAGGGCUUCCAUGUAACCUCCAAUCUGCCCAAUCAGCAGGCCAAUCAGGAAACCCCUGAAGUGGCUGCCCUGCGAGCACAGCAUCUGGAGGCCCAUAACCAGGCCAAAUUGAGGUUGGCCGGAGACUACUCCGUUGGUCCACAGCCUGUGCAGGACACACCCGAGGUGGCCGCCGCUAAGGUUGCAUUCUUCAAGCGUUUCGAAGCCGAGAAGCUGCGCAACAAGUUGCUCGCCGAGAAGAAAGUUCUGGUGAUAGCGAAUCCAACUCCCAUCGCUGUUCGUUCCCAGCCGAUAUAUGUCUACCAGCCCACCACAGGAUUCGUUUACAACUAUCACACCAAGACGCAGGACCAAGUUCCCUCCAGGAACUACCUGCCAGUGGCCUAAUCUUUGGAUUGGUCGUCUUCGAAAAAUUAUGUUAAUUGUUGAGCAAUAAAUGAUGCAAAUUGGAAAUUUAAAUUAU
Molecule: messenger RNA, 1188 nt
Organism: Drosophila simulans
Lineage: Eukaryota; Metazoa; Arthropoda; Insecta; Diptera; Drosophilidae
Gene: Cpr72Eb
Product: cuticle protein 6
Exons: 1
Coding region: 462-1112 (216 amino acids)
Cellular component (GO): chitin-based extracellular matrix
Molecular function (GO): structural constituent of chitin-based larval cuticle
Source: RefSeq, a predicted model, not a curated record